Molecule: messenger RNA, 1090 nt
Organism: Thunnus maccoyii (southern bluefin tuna)
Lineage: Eukaryota; Metazoa; Chordata; Actinopteri; Scombriformes; Scombridae
Gene: gpx7
Product: glutathione peroxidase 7
Exons: 4
Coding region: 304-756 (150 amino acids)
Biological process (GO): response to oxidative stress
Molecular function (GO): glutathione peroxidase activity
Source: RefSeq, a predicted model, not a curated record
GCCUCACCGAGAGCAAACAGAAGGAUUUUUAUACUUUUAAAGUUGUGAACAGCAGAGGGAAGUUAGUGUCUCUAGAGAAAUACCGGGGAUCGAUGUGACUAACACAGCACUACUGACGCGGAUAAGUUAACUGCAGGCUGCUCUGGAUGUCCCAUCAUGUAGCCUACGUGGCAACAGGCCUGCAGGAGCUUCUGCAGGAGAGUUUUCAUUUUCAUUCAAACGGCUCACCAGAGUCCUGAUCUGGUCCUGAUCUCUAUUACCACUUAAUGUGAUCAGACUGCCAGUGAUGUUGGUGCAUAACUGAUGAGGUUGUUCCCAUUGGACAUGCAAGUGUCCCUGGUGGUGAAUGUAGCCAGUGAAUGUGGCUUCACUGAGGAGCACUACAAAGACCUGCAGCAGCUCCAUCGGGACUUUGGCCCGUAUCACUUCAACGUGCUGGCCUUCCCGUGCAACCAGUUUGGGCAGCAGGAGCCCGGCAGCGACAAGGAGAUUGACAGCUUUGUGCGCAGAGUCUAUGGAGUCUCCUUCCCUCUCUUCAGUAAAAUUGCUGUGGUUGGAACCGGAGCCAACAAUGUCUACAAGUACCUUGUUGAAUCCGCUGGAAAGGAGCCUGACUGGAAUUUCUGGAAGUAUCUUAUUGACGUAAACGGCAAAGUGGUGGACGCAUGGGGACCAAAAGUUUCUGUGAAAGAAAUCCGACCUAAAAUAGCUGAAAUGGUGCGGCAGAUAAUCUUAAAGAAGAAAGAGGAGCUUUAACCCGUCACCCUUCGCUACACAGUGUUCUGCUGUACGAAAUUUAAACACAUUGGUACAUGAAGCAAAGGGAUCAACUCGACACAUUUAUGUUGCCAGUACAAUCUGACUUGGUAAGGAUAAACCAUUAAAUUUAAAUCACAUAGUGAAAGCAAAAUUGUUUUCUGAAAGCACUGAUGAAACACCACUAAGUUUUCCAACUUAAUGUCCAGUUUUAUAUCUUGUGAAUUACAUUUUUAUACCAAAGAACUCCUGUUUCCCAUGUUGUGUGGAUUAUGUGUGUUUUUUCUGAUUUGUUGAAUAAAAAUCAAUAAACUCACUGUGAUGGGAACAAUAA